Molecule: messenger RNA, 496 nt
Organism: Leptopilina boulardi
Lineage: Eukaryota; Metazoa; Arthropoda; Insecta; Hymenoptera; Figitidae
Product: peroxidase-like
Exons: 3
Coding region: 140-496 (118 amino acids)
Biological process (GO): response to oxidative stress
Molecular function (GO): heme binding; peroxidase activity
Source: RefSeq, a predicted model, not a curated record
UUUAUUCCCUUUGAUGUAAAUAUAUGAAAAAAAUUUUCAAAAAGAUUGUCUAAUUUUUCUUUUGUGAAACUAAAUGUUUGUUGAAACAAUACUUUUUAUAGAUAAAUUUUUUAUUUACUAUUUUUCUAUUUAGAACGUUAUGGAUAUGAAAAGUAUUUACGACAGUCCAGAUGAUGUUGAUUUAACAGUGGGAGCUUCUGUGGAGGAACCUGCUCCUGGAUCAUUGGUGGGACCAACAUUCCAGUGCAUUUUGAGUGAACAAUAUUACAGAGCUAGAGUAGGGGAUCGAUUUUUCUUUGAAAAUGGAAAUUGCGGAAAUCCUUUCACUUUAGAUCAACUUAAUGAAAUACGGAAAUACACUAUUUCGAGGUUUAUUUGUGACAAUACUGAUACAGUAUCAAUGCAACGUCGUGGAUUUGUACAAAUUUCAAAAAGAAAUCCACUUGUUAGUUGUGAAUCAAUUCCAAACAUCAAUUUAUCUCUCUGGAAAGAAUAA